Molecule: messenger RNA, 1412 nt
Organism: Ziziphus jujuba (common jujube)
Lineage: Eukaryota; Viridiplantae; Streptophyta; Magnoliopsida; Rosales; Rhamnaceae
Product: cytochrome c oxidase assembly protein COX11, mitochondrial
Exons: 8
Coding region: 300-1154 (284 amino acids)
Cellular component (GO): mitochondrial inner membrane
Molecular function (GO): copper ion binding
Source: RefSeq, a predicted model, not a curated record
UAAAAAAAAAAAAAAAGCAAAAAAACCCACAAAAAAGGCCCACCAUUUGGUGUAUAAACUAUAAAGCUUCCCUGUCCCAGUCAAGUUCACAAAGGUUCCGUCGCCUCUUGCCCAUUCCAGCCACGUCAUCGGAUUUCCUCCGGCAAAAUUUCUUUACCCCUUCACCGUCGCCGACGGAGAUUAGUGCUUCUUCUUCUCCGUACUUGGGUUUUUCCGCCACUCUAUUCCCUACGAAGCUAAGAUUUCCUAGCUGAUGCAAUUGAAUCUACUGUGAUAUCUUGGAAUCAAGUCUCAGCAACAUGUUGUCAAGGUUUUGUAGAAGAGUACAUCUGUUGCCUAACCUUAAAAAUUUACGGAGUGACUCUAUUGAAUCCAGGUGUAUACCAAAUGACUUCAGAAGGUCAAAUUACAAUUUCAUCAGAGGUAAUACUGGAUAUAAUAGCAGUUUUGGCAAUAAUAUGUGGCGCUUGGAAUUGAUAUGUGAAUUCAAUACAAGUUCAUUUGGUAAAAAUUGUCAACUUUUUUCCUCUCCUUCACGACAUAUUUGGAGGUCUCCGUCUUUGUACAGAGCUCAGCAUCAUUAUGCAUCUGUUGCUUCAAGAGAACAGAAAUCAAAGAAGAUGCUUCUGUACCUUACUGCAUUAACUUUUGUAAUGGUUGGAAGUAGUUAUGCUGCUGUUCCUUUGUAUAGAAGAUUUUGCCAAGCUACAGGCUAUGGGGGCACAGUCCAACGUCGUGAGAGUGUUGAAGAAAAGAUUGCUCGGCAUACCAAAGAUGGAACAGUCACUUCUAGGGAGAUUGUGGUGCAGUUCAAUGCUGAUGUGGCUGAUGGAAUGCCAUGGAAAUUUAUUCCUACACAAAGAGAGGUAAGGGUCAAGCCUGGAGAAAGUGCUCUCGCAUUUUACACUGCUGAAAAUCAGUGUUCAACUCCAAUAACUGGUGUCUCCACGUACAAUGUUACUCCUAUGAAGGCUGCAGUUUACUUCAAUAAAAUCCAGUGCUUUUGCUUUGAGGAGCAGCGUCUUCUUCCUGGGGAACAGAUUGACAUGCCCGUGUUCUUUUACAUUGACCCUGAGUUCGAGACAGAUCCUAGAAUGGACGGCAUUAAUAACAUUAUAUUGUCGUACACCUUUUUCAAGGUUUCUGAGGAAUAAGGAGACAAUUCGUCAUUAUUACUUACAGAAGAUACAUUGAGUACAUAAGGCACUAAUCUCUUAUUUUAUCAAAAUGAAAAUUGGCAAAAAGCACAAUGCAGAAUGUGACACUGUUAAUUUUUAAUUGUAAUAGCUUUCUUAUUCGAUUAAUUGUCGUUUUAUGUUUUUCUCAUAGAUUUUAUAUGCCAACUUAUUUGAUAUUCUUGUGAAACUAAAGAAUAAAUUGCAAACACCAAGAUUCAACUUUUGAGACUUUUA